GCCUCCCCCUCCUCUCUCUCCGCAGCUGUCUCCGCCUCUUCCCUCUGGUCUGUCAUCCAGGCUGUUGUAGCAGCCAUUUUACCGUGGAGCGUCGACACAGCGGCGACCGGAGGAUGCGGAGACAGCGCCGUUAAAAGGUUCACAAACAUGGCUGCCACACCUCAAGGUCCCAUGGUCCGUCGGCCGUUGGCUUUUACCAAUGAGGAGCGGAGGGCUGUUCACUCCUGGUCCCGCAUCUCCUCAGCAGGCCAAAACGUCCUUCUGGAUGCUCUGAAGAUCCUGAGCCCGAUGUCCAGAGACCUUUCCAGCACUGAGGAGCUUGUGACUUUCCUGCAGGAGCUCAGCGAGGAAGGCCACAAGCCCACCGUUCUCCGCAGCAAGGACGUGUACUGCUACCGCUCCUGCACGAGCCUGCCCAUGACCGAAGAAAUGCUCAAGUUGGUCAACAAGAAUGUCAGACCCACCACCAAGAAGAGGAAGAGGAAGCCUCAGAUCAAGAAGCGGGAGGUGCACCCAUCCUGGACCACCACUGAGCGGAGCAACCCGAGGAUUCAAGGGAUCCGGCCUCCAGAGAUGCUAGUGGACCAUCACGCCGUCGUCUGCAGCAGGACGCCAAUUCGAACUGUAGAAACGGUCGAGGCAGACAUGCAGCCGUGCCUCCGACUGACCAGCAUCCAAGGUCUGUCGGGCUUCCACACGGCCAGACUCCAGAUCCAAACUGUCUGGGAGUCUGAGACGCUCGCCGUUACCGCUUCACCGCAGCAGCAGCAUCCUCCAACGCUAUCAGGAAUACCCUCUCAGCCUUCUCAGAACGGUGGCGGGGCGCCCACCAAAGCCGUGGCCUUGUUUAGCCAGAAGAGUCUGUCCUGCCCGAUCCGACUGGACGGCGCUCUCAUCGGAGAUUCUGCUCCGGUCUUCUAUGCCAACGGUCGGGCGUUCUCACAGACUCACACAGAUUUGACGAGCAACGGCUGGAGGGGCAACGGCCUACACCAAGAUGUUCCGGGUUCCAAGGGCAUGACCGGCUCCACGAGGCAGAGGAGUAGCUGGAAGGACAAGAAAAACUUAAGACGGAAAGUGAUAAAAGUGGACGACUCUCGGUCUGUGGCCGAGGCCUGCAGGAAAGCGCAGAAGAUCCUGCAGGUCAACCUUUCUCCGGUCAUUCAGAUCCAACCUCUCAACCAUGUGCUGAGAGACUUCAGAUUUCAGAAGAAGUGAAAGCCUCGACUCAAAACUCUCUCCUUUUAGCAGACUUUAGUGUUUUCCAUUCGUCGGCCUCCGCCGGGCCGGGUCCGUGUUCGUAGCAGACGUGUUACAUGGGGUUAUGCCGGGUGUUGGACACCGAAGACGAGUUUCGGGACUUGUGGAAUGUGACCGAAGCGUUUGACAUACAGCUUGCCUGGAGGAGCACCAUCCGUCGUCCCCGUGCUGGUACAUGUUCACUGUGUUCAGUCGAUGCAACGCCACAAUCUAACAGGAAGCCGCGAGCUCCAGUCGUCCGCAGAGAGGGGUCAACUUCCUGCCCUUUAAGAAGGUGUCCAGUCCGGACUGCUGUUGUGAAAAUAUUUAAACCCAAUUAAACUGAAGCGCAUUUUGUUAAAAAUGUAAGUAUUUUGACUUGUUUUUACCUCUUUUCUGUUAAAAGAAGGAUAAAGGAAGUUCUCGUUUGGACAAAAGUUUCUGUUUUUUAUAUAUAUCUAUAACUGUUUUGAACUAAAAGGGGUAAAAUAUUUAGUUUAUUUUUUUUUGUUUUUUUUACCUCUGGGAGAACGAACAGUAAAGGUUUGGGCCCACAGAAACAGGAAUUAGAUAUUAAGUUAUUCACAAAGUGUUCCUUUGGUUGGUGCAUCAACAGACUAAGAAAUGCGUUAUAUAAAAUAUGUUACUGCAGGGAAUAUUUGAUGUCUCUUAGUUACAGAACGUAAACAACAAUGGAAACGACUGCAAAAAUGUAAUUCUGGACUUCUCGUGUUUUGAGGUUUGUGGUUGAAGAGAAGUUCAGAUGCUUUCUGAUAAUUGGCACUGUUUAAGACCAAGAAGUCCACUUAAUUGCUUAAUUGGUCACAGUACCGGUAAAUAGAAUAAUCGGCUGUUAGCAACACUUCCUGUGCUUAAUCUCUGCGAUGCAGAUGUGUAAUUUCUGACCCAGAUGAAAUUUGCAUUAAAUUUUGUAUCCGAACUCCUCUUUGCCCUGAGCUAAAUAAUCCAACCUGGUUCUUAUCGUUGCUCAAACAUUUAAAGGGUUUUAUUGUUGGCUGGUCCUGCAAACGAAACACGUUCCUGCCGAGAUGAUUUUAAACAACUCCUAAAACCGAAUUUCUGAGUCCGCAGCGGUUCGUGCAACAGGUGCUAAAUUUCCGUUGUUGGUGCUGGUCCAAGAAUGUCAAUGUUAAUUUCUAGUUCAGCCGCAUUCAGGAACAGUGACUUCUCGUGUCGGCAUUGACAGCACUGCUGCCCCCUGCAGGUUGGGAUGUGCAUGGCAACGCCCCGUCUGUCUCUCCAGCGUUUUUAUACUGUGAGGAACUGGCCGAAUCCAUUUUCAUGCCAUCUGUGUCAAACUGUAUGUGUUCUUUACGAGAAAACCACGUUUGAUAAGACAAAAAGAUGCUGAUCCUCAAAAGGAAAGUAGGCCGGAGAAAAAAAAAAUUCUUCUCUGUUGCUUUUCUGAAGCUUUUACUUGUUCAGAUCAUUGAACAGAGUUUAAAACUAGGCUGCUAAAUUUCCAGAUCUCAUCCAGUGAAACAACCAGCAGACUGUAGUGUAAGUGGAGUCUUAAAGGAAAAAGAGUGAAUUCUUAAUGAAAUGCUAGACACUAUUGAUUUGGUGAAGAAAUAAAAGCCGUGACGUCCUUUCUAUGAAGACAUCCGUUUCCCUGUUUUAACUGAGACUGCGUCAGUGUUGGGUGAUCACCGUCACAGACUCUUUUCUGGUGAAGUUUGUGUCCCCAUCUCCUCACCCACCCCCGCCGUCUGUAUGCAGGCUAUCUUGUUCAUGCCCUUUUCUAGACUGUUUCUGUUAGUCUCGUUUGUGAAACAUUUGUAUUAUACUGUAUUUCCUACAUAUUUGAAAACAUUUUUGUUCAAUAAAAAUGACUUGAAAAGAA
Messenger RNA from Fundulus heteroclitus (mummichog), 3103 nucleotides. RefSeq lists its product as uncharacterized. Bases 148 to 1218 code for a protein of 356 amino acids. NCBI's taxonomy places the organism in Eukaryota, Metazoa, Chordata, Actinopteri, Cyprinodontiformes, Fundulidae. The record is from RefSeq and is a predicted model, not a curated record. The transcript has 2 exons.